Messenger RNA from Rosa rugosa (rugosa rose), 2203 nucleotides. RefSeq lists its product as uncharacterized. NCBI's taxonomy places the organism in Eukaryota, Viridiplantae, Streptophyta, Magnoliopsida, Rosales, Rosaceae. The record is from RefSeq and is a predicted model, not a curated record. The coding region runs from base 36 to 1970 and encodes 644 amino acids. The transcript is spliced from 8 exons.
UUUAUUAAGAGAGACCAGAGGACCGUCAAGAAAUAAUGCAAAUCCUUUCGCAUUUCUCUUCCAAAGCCUCCUUACCUUCUUCUCUCCUUCCCUCUCUCACCUCCGCCCUCAUCUUCCGCCGUCGCCCCCCGAAUUUCCCCUUUUACCCCUCCACUCCCUUCAAAUUUCCCACCCUCGCAUGCCACCUCAGCUCCGCCGGCCAUAGCCCGCAACAAGCAGCAGCUCCCAUGGACUCGCCGCCGCCACAGACAGAGGCCUCCGUCGACGCCGUCACGCGCGAUUUGCGCAACCAGAGCUUGGCCGCCGACGGUGGGAAUAACGCGCCGAGAGCGCGGUUGAAGCUUGAAGAUCUGAACUGGGAUAACUCGUUCGUUAGAGAGUUGCCUGGUGAUCCCAGGACCGAUACGUUUCCGCGAGAGGUGUUGCGUGCCUGUUUUACAAAAGUAACCCCGUCAGCUCAAGUUGAUGAUCCACAGCUCGUUGCCUGGUCAGAGUCGGUUGCUGAGUUGUUUGAAUUGGAUCCUCAAGAAUUUGAAAGGCCAGAUUUCCCCCUUUUAUUCUCUAGAGCGUCUCCUUUAGUCGGAUCGUCACCCUAUGCUCAGUGCUAUGGAGGACAUCAGUUCGGCAUGUGGGCGGGACAGUUGGGAGAUGGUCGGGCUAUUACACUUGGGGAGGUUCUUAACUCUAAAUCUGAAAGGUGGGAACUGCAGCUUAAAGGUGCUGGAAAGACCCCUUACAGCCGGUUUGCAGAUGGCCUUGCUGUGCUUCGUAGUAGCAUUCGGGAAUUCCUCUGCAGUGAAGCAAUGCAUAGUCUUGGAAUUCCAACAACUCGUGCUCUAUGUCUUGUGACAACAGGAAAACUUGUCACCCGUGACAUGUUUUAUGAUGGCAAUCCAAAGGAGGAGCCAGGUGCAAUUGUUUGCAGGGUUGCUCCAUCCUUCCUGCGCUUUGGAUCCUACCAAAUACACGCCUCUAGGGAAAAUGAGGACCUUGCCAUUGUUCGUACUCUAGCAGACUAUACCAUUAGGCAUCACUUCCCCCAUAUAGAGAACAUGAGUAAAAGUGAGAGUUUGUCUUUCAUUACAGGCAACGAAGAACAUUCAGUCGUUGAUCUAACGUCUAACAAGUAUGCAGCCUGGGUAGUGGAGGUUGCUGAACGUACUGCGUCCUUGGUUGCCAAAUGGCAGGGGGUUGGUUUUACUCAUGGUGUGUUGAACACUGACAAUAUGAGUAUUUUGGGCCUCACCAUUGAUUAUGGUCCUUUUGGAUUUCUGGAUGCAUUCGAUCCAAGUUACACUCCGAAUACAACUGAUCUUCCUGGGAGGAGAUAUUGUUUUGCAAAUCAACCUGAUAUUGGCUUAUGGAAUAUUAUGCAAUUAACCAGAACCUUGUCAUCUGCCGAGUUGAUAAAUGAGAAGGAGGCAAACUAUGCAAUGGAAAGAUAUGGAACUAGAUUCAUGGAUGAUUAUCAAGCUAUAAUGACAAAAAAGCUUGGUCUCCCCAAGUAUGUCAAACAGUUGAUCAGUAAACUUCUUAAUAAUAUGGCUGUUGACAAAGUGGAUUACACAAACUUUUUCCGGUUGCUUUCCAAUAUCAAAGCUGAUCCCAGCAUCCCAGAUGAGGAGUUGUUAAACCCACUAAAGGCUGUUUUAUUAGAUAUUGGCCAGGAGCGGAAGGAGGCAUGGAUCAGCUGGGUGAGAAUCUACAUAGAGGAGCUAUCUGCUAGUGGCAUCCCAGAUGAGGAGAGGAAGGCCUCAAUGAAUGCGGUGAACCCUAAAUAUGUUCUCAGAAACUACUUAUGCCAGAGUGCUAUUGAUGCAGCUGAACAAGGUGAUUUUGGAGAGGUUCGAAGGGUCCUUAAAGUAAUGGAACGACCAUUUGAUGAGCAACCGGGAAUGGAAAAAUAUGCUCGCUUGCCUCCAGCGUGGGCUUACCGGCCUGGAGUUUGCAUGCUUUCUUGCUCAUCAUGAGUUGUUGUGUGAUCAUAUUGUUAUACAGAUGACAAAAGCAGAUUGCCCCUUUUUGUUUUUGACCCAACAGUUUAUCUUUGGUCAGAGCAAUCUGUCGUAUAUAAUAGUCGAUUUCAGUUUUCCCACUCCGACAUUGGAAUAAAGCAUGUUGUAUGAUUCUGGUUUCUGUAUGCCAAGUGAAAUAGCUCAAAGAAAUGCAUAGAAAAUAUAAAGCCUAGAGAAUUGUUCACUGU